UCUCCAUCUCCUCUGCGCUCUCCCAUUCAACCUCUGUAGUCAGCAGAACGAGUGGCAGAGCAGAGCUACACAGCAUCCACGGCUACAGCGUCCUGCGGAUGCCUGUCCUCCAUGAGGGGAAAAAAGAACAAGUGUUGGAGAGAAAAGGGUAGAUCCAUGGAAGAAGAGAGACUGAAAAAUGAAGCACAGAAGGAGUAAGAGUGGGAUAUAAAAGGAAUUGAGUAAACACUGCUGCUUGCCUAAGGACCACUGCAGCUGCACUAAAUCUGGGGCUGUCAGGCCAACCCUCAGCAAAGAAGUGAGUGAGAGACGCAAGGGACCAGAGGAGAGAAAGAAGUGAUUUAAAGAGCUGAUCUCAUCACUCUGGACAAGCAGGGAUGGGAACCCCGAGAGCCUCUCCGUCAGCAGAUCAAACUCCACUCAGGAAAAGUGCCUUUGGAUCACCAGUCUGAGUCUUCAGAGGAGUGAAGAAAAGGGGCAAAAAAAGAGAGUUGUCCUGUUAGUUUCCUGAAAGGAGAAGCCUCGUAAAGGAACUCUGAUUACUACACUGCUGAGUACAGCUCAAGUCUCUUCUGUCCCCCUCGGUCUUCCCUUACACCUGCCGGCUCGUGGUGAAUGUCUUCUCUUCGUGCAAUCCCACUGCUCGGCAGUUAAUAACACUCAUGGUCGAUGCCAAGGGAAGGAACAUGAAAUGUCUGACUUUCUUCUUAAUGCUUCCAGAGUCUAUGAAAAGCAAAUCAAGUAAAAGCUCCAAGAAAGCGAAUGCCAGUGGCAGCCCCAAGCUGCCCCCUGUCUGUUAUGAGAUAAUCACUCUGAGGAGCAAGAAGAAGAAGAAGAUGGCAGCGGAUAUUUUUCCCACCAAAAAGCCAGCAUCCACCACCACAGUGCAACAGUACCAGCAGCAGAACCUCAACAACAACAACACCAUUCAGAACUGUAACUGGCAAGGACUCUACUCCACUAUAAGAGAAAGAAAUUCAGUUAUGUUCAACAAUGAGCUGAUGGCAGAUGUUCACUUUGUGGUGGGUCAGCCUGGAAGGACCCAGCGGCUGCCAGGACACAGAUAUGUCUUGGCUGUGGGCAGCUCAGUAUUCCACGCCAUGUUCUAUGGUGAACUGGCUGAGAACACGGAUGAAAUCCAUAUUCCAGAUGUGGAACCAGCAGCAUUUCUGGCAAUGCUGAAGUACAUUUACUGUGAUGAGAUUGACCUGAGUGCUGACACAGUGUUGGCCACUCUUUAUGCUGCCAAGAAAUACAUUGUCCCUCACCUGGCACGCGCCUGCGUCAACUUCCUGGAGACCAGCCUGAGUGCCAAGAAUGCCUGUGUGUUACUCUCCCAGAGCUGCCUGUUUGAGGAGCCGGAGUUGACACAGCGCUGCUGGGAGGUGAUUGAUGCCCAGGCCGAGCUGGCGUUACGCUCAGAGGGCUUCUGCGACAUCGACGCCCAGACCCUGGAGAGUAUCCUACAGCGAGAGACACUAAAUGCUAAAGAGAUAGUGGUGUUUGAGGCGGCGCUCAACUGGGCUGAGGCUGAGUGCCAGAGACAGGACCUUACCUCGUCGACUGACAACAGGCGUAAGGUAUUGGGAAAGGCCAUGUUCCUGAUACGUAUCCCUACAAUGGCUCUGGAUGAUUUUGCCAAUGGAGCAGCCCAGUCGGGCGUGUUGACGCUUAAUGAAACCAAUGACAUCUUCCUGUGGUACACGGCAGCCAAGAAACCUGAGCUACAGUUUGUAAGCAUGCCUAGGAAGGGCCUGACACCCCAGCGCUGCCACAGAUUCCAGUCCUGUGCCUACCGAAGCAAUCAGUGGCGCUACAGGGGCCGGUGUGACAGUAUACAGUUUGCAGUGGAUAAAAGAGUUUUCAUUGCUGGAUUUGGACUGUAUGGAUCCAGCUGUGGCUCAGCAGAAUACAGUGCCAAGAUUGAGUUGAAACGUCAAGGAGUACUGCUGGGACAAAACCUCAGCAAAUACUUCUCUGAUGGUUCCAGCAACACCUUCCCAGCGUGGUUUGAGUAUCCAGUUCAGAUCGAGCCUGAUACUUUCUACACUGCCAGUGUGGUCCUGGAUGGGAAUGAGCUCAGCUACUUUGGACAGGAAGGGAUGACAGAGGUGCAGUGUGGGAAAGUGACAUUUCAGUUUCAGUGCUCCUCGGACAGCACUAACGGCACGGGGGUGCAGGGGGGACAGAUUCCUGAGCUCAUCUUCUACGCUUGACAAACCAUGUGCACACAUUGACUGAAUUUCAAUGCACUUAUGGACUAUAGAAAAUGAUCACUUUGUGCAUAGUGUCACUUUCUGGUAUUUAUUUUUGUCACUAAUGUGCAAAAGAAAUCUUAUUUCAGACGUGCGAUAGGGUCUAGUGUGGUUUUGAUUUCAGUAAUUGGUCCACUUGAGUAGGACCAGGUAGAUGUCUUAAGAUGUUGGAUUGUUCUGAUACAUAGAUGAACAAAGGUCCGGAAAAAUUAAAAAUAUCUUGCACUAGAUGUGCAUGUAUAUAUGCAUAUAUGUAAAUUCUGAUAUGUAUAUGAUGACAGAAUUGUGGCCAAUGCGGGCCACUAAGAUAUCUUAUAUACUUAUUAUGCUAUAGUAUGUUUAUUAUUUCUAUGCUUGCAUAGAAUGCACAUAUAUAGCAAUACUUGUGAGAAAAAAGGCUGUAUGACACUCAAUACCAACAUAAACGUUCAUUAGGUAUUUGUAUUUGAGUGAUUUCAAUUGAAUCUGCAGCUUUUUGAUACUUUGAAACUAGUACGGGGCACUUAGAGCAGGCUUGAGGGGUCUUAGAUUAGGGGGCACUAGAUAUAAUGAGACACAGAGCCCAUACAGCAUCUCUCUCUCUGUAGCAUGUGGCUCUGCACCUGCACUCAUCUCAGUCACUCCAGUGAAGUUUCAUUUAGAUAUGUGUCAUCAGAUUUACAGUGAAAUGUGAUCAACGUUCACCACUACACAGUAGAGUGGAAGAUUUGUUUGGUUUAAUCUGUCUGCAUUGCAGUACUGCUCCAUUUUCAGCUAACGUGUACUACUAAUUGUUCUGGCGCCUUGGUUUUGUUUACAGCAAAAAGCUCAAUGAUUGAUUCAGUGUUAGCAACUGUUUAUCUUAUGGACUUUUACUUCUUCUUUGUUAAAAACUGUUAACUGCUGAGCACUCCCAAUGUGAUAUAUGAUUAUACAGUAUCAGUAUUUGCAUACUGUAUAUGCUAGAGAAUUGCACUGAUGUUGGUUUGUAAUCAAAUUGGUUAUUUUGUUUUACUUGUGUUUUUUUAUUGAGGCAGAUUAUUUUUGAUUUACUGUGCUACUGGAUAUUUUUUUCUGGUGUAAGAUGAACAUCCAAAGGCAUCUGCUGAUGACAGUGGAUGGCCAAACCGGUGUUCAUGCCCUGUGUUUACGUGCUACAGUGCUGGGAGACCAACGAAUGUGUAUGAUUGUUGAUGAUGCAAAUAAACAAAACAAAUGGUA
Messenger RNA from Etheostoma spectabile (orangethroat darter), 3455 nucleotides. RefSeq names its product BTB (POZ) domain containing 3b (gene btbd3b). The record is from RefSeq and is a predicted model, not a curated record. Gene Ontology annotation, biological process: dendrite morphogenesis; cerebral cortex development; neurogenesis. Gene Ontology annotation, molecular function: protein binding. Lineage: Eukaryota; Metazoa; Chordata; Actinopteri; Perciformes; Percidae. The transcript has 4 exons. Bases 663 to 2216 code for a protein of 517 amino acids. Gene Ontology annotation, cellular component: cytosol.